AUGAAGAUCGUUCGUCGAAAUCUCGCACACGAUGGCCCGGGCAGUGUAAAAAUGGUCCCAGAAGAAGCAGAUGAUUUGUGGAUGGCUUAUAAUCUGAUUGCCGAGGGUGAUACCGUCUUAGCUGUCACCGUCAGGAAAGUUUUAAGAGAAGCUGCUUCCGGAGGAAGAGAUGCAGAAAGAGUGAAACUGAAAUUGGAAAUCAAAGUAGAGGCUGUAGAGUAUGACAAAGAAGGAUCUGUCUUACGUAUACGUGGGAAGAAUAUUUUGGAAAAUGAACAUGUGAAGAUAGGGGCAUUUCACACCCUAGAAAUUGAGCUACACCGACCUUUUGUGUUGAGGAAGGAGUUUUGGGACUCACUGGCCUUGGAGGUGCUCCGUCAAGCAUCCGAUCCUACAGCGAGCGCUGAUCUGGCUGUUGUACUGAUGCAAGAAGGUCUAGCUCAUAUUUUACUUGUUGGAAAAAGUGUGACAACCACUCGUUCUCGCAUAGAGACUUCAAUACCUCGCAAGCACGGACCUGGUAUAGCAGGCUAUGAUAAAGCCUUGAACAAGUUUUUUGAUAAUGUCUUACAGGCCUUCCUUAAACACAUUGAUUUCAAGGUGGUUCGUUGUGCUGUCAUUGCAAGUCCAGGGUUCACUAAGGAUCAAUUUCACCGGCACUUAAUGUUGGAGGCAGAAAGGAAACAAUUGAGAUCUAUCAUUGAGAACAAGUCGCGCAUAAUUCUUGUGCAUACCACCUCUGGAUACAAGCAUAGCUUGAGAGAGGUUUUGGAAGCUUCAAAUGUUAUGAAUAUGAUAAAAGAUACUAAAGCUGCACAAGAGGUUCGAGCACUUGAGGAUUUCUUUACCAUGCUUUCAAAUGAUCCUGAUCGUGCAUGCUAUGGACCAAAGCACGUUGAAGUUGCCCAUGAGCGGAUGGCCAUCCAGACACUUCUCAUUACUGAUGAGCUUUUCAAGAGUUCAGAUAUAGCAACAAGGAAAAAGUACGUCAACUUGGUGGAUUCAGUGAAGAAUUCAGGAGGCACUGCUCACAUCUUCUCAUCCAUGCAUGUUUCAGGAGAACAACUGGCUCAGUUGACUGGUAUUGCUGCAAUUCUUCGUUUUCCUCUUCCUGACCUGGAAGACAUAGAAAUGUAA
Fraxinus pennsylvanica is the source of this 1137-nucleotide messenger RNA. Lineage: Eukaryota; Viridiplantae; Streptophyta; Magnoliopsida; Lamiales; Oleaceae. The record is from the annotation of a GenBank genome assembly.